This is a messenger RNA of Ogataea polymorpha, 3326 nucleotides long. RefSeq lists its product as uncharacterized. Gene Ontology annotation, molecular function: zinc ion binding; peptide binding; metalloaminopeptidase activity. Gene Ontology annotation, cellular component: cytoplasm. Bases 1 to 2757 code for a protein of 918 amino acids. The record is from RefSeq and is a predicted model, not a curated record. The transcript has a single exon. Gene Ontology annotation, biological process: proteolysis; peptide catabolic process. Lineage: Eukaryota; Fungi; Ascomycota; Pichiomycetes; Pichiales; Pichiaceae.
AUGUCCAGCCAGCCAGCGUCGUCGUCUUCCAAAACAGACCUGCCGCCUCCGGUGGUGUCUCUUGCCUUCAGCAAUGCGUAUCUUCCAACAAAUUACGAUCUUUCGCUGGAUAUCAGCUCCAAGGCGAACUAUAUGGGUUUAGUGGUGAUGGAUCUGGCUCCUAACGAGAGGGCCUCGGUUUCUGGUUCUGAUCCGUUCCAGCUGGUGCUCAAUGCUGUGGAGAUCGUUGUCACGGAUGCGUACCUACUAACUGACUCUCAACACAAGCUCAAGGUGGAGCAGAACAGGAAAACAGAGACCGUCAAGUUCUGCACAGACGUGACUUUUGACAGUCUCAAGAGCCAACAUUUGCGACUCCGUGUGCACUUUAUUGGCGUUGUACGCGGCAUUGCGUCCAUGAGGGACUUCACCAAGGGUGUUUUCAAGACCAAGUACAAGGACGGGGCAGAUGACCGGUACAUUAUCUCGACACACUGCCAGCCGUCGUUUGCCCGGCUGAUCUUCCCCUGUGUGGACGAUGUGCUAGUGAAGACGAGUUUCAAGCUGUCGCUGACAGCGGACGAGAAGUUCACGUGUGUGUCAAACACGCCGAUCGAAUCAACUACCAUGAUUGACCAAGGCCGCCAGCUCGUGAUUUUCGAGGCUUCGCCGAAAAUGACCACCUCUGUGUUCUCGUUUGCGGUCGGCGAAUUCGAUUUUCUGGAGGAAAAAAUCGAUCUAUCCGAGCAGAAGAACUUCCCGCUACGUGUGUACACGCAGAUCGGCGAGUCUGGCCGCGCCAAGCUUGCGCUGGCAACCGUUAAAUCGACUCUGCCUAAACUCGUGCAAAAAUUUGGUGUUGAGUACCCAAUUACGAAAUUUGACGUUAUUGCAUUGCCGUUUUUGAGUGACGGCGGAGUUGAGAAUUGGUCGAUGAUCCAGAUCCUCAAAGACCAUCUUCUCACUCCGGACUCGGCGUCGCCCGCAGAGAUGUUGAAAAUCACCUCCAUGAUUAAAAACGUCCUGGUCCAUGAAAUGGUGCACAUGUUCAUAGGCGACCUGGUAACAUUCGAAAGCUACGACUAUACGUGGCUCAACGAGGCGUUUGCGACUUUCAUGUCUAACACGAUACUGAACGAGGAAAGCGACGACAACCAGGUCUGGUUCGACCAGCUCGUUAACGACGGCUUCAACAUGAAAAGAUACCAGGGACUCGACAACAUGAAACCUAUUCACACCGAAAACGUCCCAGCAGACACUAUUCAGAGCACUUUCAGCAAACACUCGUACGACAAGGGCAUUUUUGUGCUGCGGAUGCUGGCCGGACUGUUCAAUGAGACACCAUGCGAGAAUUAUGACAAUUUCUUCAGUGCGGUCGGGGACUUUAUCAAUAAGAACAAGUACGGCCUGUUCAAACCGACGGAUCUGUGGAUAUUUCUCAAGAAUCAUACUCUGAACAAGUUCAAGUACGAUAUCCCCACAAUCAUGUUUUCGUGGACCAGAACUGCUGGAUACCCAAUUUUGAAAGUGAGCAAACACAGCGAAAAGCUGCUGGUGGAACAGCAUAGAUUUUUGUACAACCCGGAGUCGAAGGUCGAGGAUGUUCCGUACCAGGUGCCGCUGUUGGUCAAGCAUUCAAACGGGACGUAUGCUAGGUACAUGUUGUCGGAUAGAAGGCUAGAAAUUGACAAUUGUUUGCUGGUGAAUGCCAACAACAGCGCUGUUGCGACGGUGAAGUAUUCUUUUCCUCAAUACGAAGCCAUUGCUAAGAAUCUUGAAAAACUGAGCAAUAUCGAGCAGUGUCAGGUUGUUCUCGAUUUGUCGACUGUUUUCAGCGAAAAGUACCAGGACUGCGAUGACAUUCUGGGCUUUGUGGUGCUGAUGAAUAAAAUUGUCCAAAACCCGAAAAUUAUCAACGCCACGGCAUUCAACACGGCACUGUCGCUGUUCAACACUCUCACCAAAUCAAUUCUGUCAGUGAGCUAUUUUGACGACCAGAACACGUACAAAACCAUUGCCAAAUGGGAAAAUACGACUGUCAGCAGUCUUCUAGCUUCGUUUGAGUGGGACGGGCUCGAUUUCAGACAGUUGCCUGCCACGGAGCUGACUGUGCGUGCCACCCUGUUGAAGCUGGAUUAUUCGAACGCGCAGUCUCAGGCAAUAGCGAAAAAACUGUACAAACAGCUGCUGCACGGGCCAAAGGGUGCCGUCCCGAUCAAACUUGUGGCUGCGGUGUUGAACAACGUCCAAGCCGGUGGCUCGGCCAAGGAAUACAAGGAGAUCCUCGGUAUAGUGAAAAAUCCAGACUCUGUCAGCAACCACGUCUACGAAGAGCACAGCACGGCCGAUGUGCGGACGGCAGCAUUGACGUCACUGGGAUACGUGACUAAGAGCGAUCUGCAGCAGAAAACACUCAACUACGUGCUGAACAACAUGGACGUGCCGUCGGUGGAGCUGGCUCUGGUGGGCCUCAAACACCAGCCUGAAGCGUUUGCGACGAUAUGGGUGUGGUUCAGCAUGCACUACAACGGCUUCUACGCCAGAUUUAUCAAGGAUAGCAAAAAUCAGAGCUUUAUUAGAACGUUCCGUGGCAUUGUGCAACUGGUGUUUGAGAGCUGUCUGUGCAGCAAGGAGUUGACGGACAAGCUGGAGACUUUCCUCAAGGCGAAGAAGUUUGAGCCACUCAAUGGCGAGUUCCAGCGUGUUCGAGCUGCGUUUGCCGACAGACUCAAGCUCAACGAGGCGAAUAGCCAGCUAUCGCGGGUGAUUGCUGCUUGAAAAUAUUCGUUUGUUUGUGGCCGUACACCGCGGAAAGUAGCGAGUCAUCCCAUGUUCCGGCUCCCCUGCGCGCGUUACCAACACCGAUUUUGACUGCCAUUCGAGCAGCGACGACGCGGCGCAAAUACACCUCAAAAAGCAGUCUUGUGAGCAGAUACUCGUUAUUCCACAUGUCGUCAUUUUGUCGCAGAUACGGCUCCAGGUCACUCCAGAGCAUGCGUUUGUCAAAUAUUUCCCGUUUUAUUCUGUUGUAGUGCUCUGAAUUUGACUCUAGACUGAUUUCUGCCAUCGUGCUCAGCCUGUUGUACGGCGUGUUGUACUGGUAGCAGGAUUUUGGCAGCGACUUGAUCUGCGGGGCCAUUUCGAGCUUCGUGAGGCUCUGUAGCGACUUGGUCAAAUGUCGUGGCAGCUCAACAGAAUGUGGUGUCAUGUAGUCCUUGAUACUCAUGUCGGUGGGGUCUAGAAACAGCUGGCGAUUGGUUACCCUAGUCCUGGCUACGGCGUACUUGAGCACCGGGUUGUGCUCGUACUGCGUUCGCGGCGGCGAGAGAGUAUAAGACAUCAUGUAC